UCCAUGGUUCUGCCUCCUGCGAUCCCAAGUCCCUCGCUCCUACGCGCGACCCAUACCGCGCCCCCAUCCUAGAAAGGCAGGAAUCAAAUCACGGGAGCAAGGGAUUGACCGCAUCCCCAUCGUCACCCUCACUGCGCCGCUGCCUGCUCGGCUCCCACGCAUCCUCGCCCGCCACCGCCUGCCCCUAUGCAUGCGAUCUCCUCCCCGCACUCCUUCAGUCCUCCCCGCACCUCUCCUUUGCCGAUCGCCCUGCGACCCCCACCACAUCGGUGUCUGUAUCUAUGUCCCUGAUUCGGCUCGCCCUCAUCUGGAUCCAUUCACCGGCGACGAAGGCCUGCAGCAGCAGAAGCUGGGAGGGCUCCCACACGUCCCUCCCCCUGAUCCUGCGCGCAGCACCACCAGGCCUGACCAAGCUACCAGGGAGCCAGAACGCCGCCACCAAGGACUGCUGCCACGCCAUCGCUCCUGGAUCCAGGUUCUCACCAACCACCAGCAUCCACAUCGGUGUCCCCAGAAAAAGAAGGCCAAGUCUCCCACAACUAAAAAGACUAAAGAGUGGACACCAAGUCUCUCUCACCUUGCCAUCAGCAUUCAUACCUCUCGCCAGGAGUCUGCACGGCCUGACCAAGCUACCAGGGAGCUGGAGCGCCGCCACCAAGGACUGCUGCCACGCUUCCAUCGAGGACCGCUGCCACGCCAUCGCUCCUGGAUCCAUGUUCUCGCCGACCACUAGCAUCCAUGUCGAUGUCUCCCAGACGGUGAGCAACUCGUGGGUGAUCAAGAGUGCUACAACAAACAAGAUCAGUACUUGGACAACUAGCAAGAUCAGCAGGAGCAAUUGGAUCAAGGAGGAGUGUUAGGCUUGUGAUAAACCAGUCAGUUUCGAUCAUGAAGGGUGGAGUUAAUACCCAAAGUUUGGAGUUACUUCCGUUGUUUACUGUCUAAGGUUAUCUCUGAUACUUUAAGUAUGUUAUAUAAUUUAUGUAUUGUCUUUUGAUAUUACACUUUAUUUGUAGCUAUAUGUGAGAUUUGGCUUCUAAUAAGACUCACAUAUAGUGUAUAUCUGGUUUUGUCAUUAAAAUUGGAUAUUACAUCUAUAAAGUACCGUAUUUAAUUAGGACAGAAUGGAAA
This is a messenger RNA of Sorghum bicolor (sorghum), 1131 nucleotides long. RefSeq lists its product as uncharacterized. NCBI's taxonomy places the organism in Eukaryota, Viridiplantae, Streptophyta, Magnoliopsida, Poales, Poaceae. The record is from RefSeq and is a predicted model, not a curated record. Bases 282 to 860 code for a protein of 192 amino acids. The transcript is spliced from 6 exons.